This is a messenger RNA of Drosophila busckii, 7945 nucleotides long. Its product is annotated as protein lava lamp. The record is from RefSeq and is a predicted model, not a curated record. Bases 200 to 7735 code for a protein of 2511 amino acids. The transcript has 6 exons. Lineage: Eukaryota; Metazoa; Arthropoda; Insecta; Diptera; Drosophilidae.
AAAAGCGCGACUUAUUAAAAAUGUGUUAUGCAUUUUCCUUUGCAGUCGAUGUCGAUAAUUAGCAACACGAAUUUGACGAAAAUCGCGAUACGACGACAUUGGAGAUAAUCCAGUGCUUAUUGUUUUUGUUUACGUUUACAUUACUCUUAUUGCUACUAUUAAUUUGUGUAUAAACGUUAGCUAGUUAAAUUUAUACGUAAUGAGCGAGGAGGAGCAGCUAGAUUAUGUAGAGGACGCGGAGGACAGUAGCUCAGCGGAACUGUCGCUAAUACAGGCGGGUAAUGUAAGCAGCGCGUCGGGGUCGACGCGUUUGGACACCUUGCGUGAGAAUCUAAGCAAACAGCAAGAGAGAUUGCUGGCGUUGCGUGAGCGAGCCUUGAGAAAAUCACAAGAGGAAACCAAUCAACGCCAGUCUAGUAUGAAUGACUCCAUGGAAUCGCUCAGCCAGAGGCUAAGUCAGCUCAAAACGCGUAGCACUGAGGCCAACAGUUCCAUAUGUAGCUCUGAGCUGCAACCCCAAGGUAUGUCAACGCCUAUGUUGACACCAGCUAGGGAUAACGCCAGCUCCAAACUGCAAAUGCUUAAUCAACGCACCGAACAGAAUCGAGCGCUGCUGGAGCAGCGCAAACGUAAUCUAGCCCAGUCUCUUCAGUCCGUUAGAACAGGAGUGCGCAUUGAGUUGGGCUCGUCCAUGAACGAUCUGCGCGAGCACCUCGCAGCUGUCGAGCCGCCCGUGUCCAGGCAUCGUUCCGCUUUGAAUCUACAAGAACAGCAGCAAGUAACCAGCGAGGAAAGUCAACUUAAACUGCUGCGCAACAAGUUGAAAGUUCUCGAGUUGAAACAAAGCCGCAAAGAAUUAGAGUUGGAACAGAAAGUGGUCGAACUGCGCAACGAGCUUGAAAAGAAGGAUCAAGAACUAGCUGAGCGUACCCAACAAAACGAGCAGCUUGAAAAGUUAUCCAGCCAGACGGAGGAAAAACCGUCGGUGGCAGAAGCUUUGGAAUCCUCUAGCCUGGCUGCUCAGCAAUUAGAGCGUCAACAGGAACAGUUGACAGAACUGCGUGCACGUAACUCUGAGCUGGAGCAUGCGAAUGAAUUGCUGGAAGCCACACGCUUAGAACUUCAUGAGGCGCGAGAGAAACUGCUGGAGUUGGAGCAACAAAAUCAGACCCCAGUGCCGGCCAGCACAGAUGAGCAAGUAAACAUGGAACUGGCCAAGCAGCUGCAACAGUUGCAACAGCAAUUGGAGCAGCUGCAAGCGGAGCGCAGUGAACAACAACAACAACAAAUGCCCAGCGAACUGGAGGCCACAGUUGAGCAGCUGCAAGCUCAGCUGGCGGCACAAGAGGAUGAGCUGGCAGAAAAAACAACCGAAUUAAAUGUGCUCAAUGUAAAUAUGCGACUGCUGGAGGAAAAGCUGGCGCAGAGUGCAAAGAGUAAACCCAUAUUCCUAGCUGAAGAUACAAAUCCGGAUGCAGAUGAUCAGACCGAGCAGCUGGCGCAACUCAAACGACAACUGGAUGAGGCCAACAAGGUGAACAUUAAGUUGAAACUACGUUGCAAAAAGGCUGAAAACAAGCUGACUCAGAUGCAGAAUAAGGAUGAAACACAACAGCAACUGUCCAAGUUACAGGCGGACAAUGAGCAGCUGCAGCAACGCAUCACAAUGCUGGAGGAUGAAAAGGGACAGCUGCAGUUGGCGCAUAUGGAACAGGAGCAGCAAAGGGAAAGCGAGCAAAAUGAACCGCUGGUGCUGCAGCUGGAGGAACGUGUGCAACAAUUGGAGUGCGAGAAACUGGCGCUGGACAAGCAGCUGAGUCACUACAUUAACGAAAACAUGGAGCUGCUGAACAAAGUGGAAAAAUUAAGCGCUAGCAGCUCGGCGGAGUCAAUAGAAAUAGUAGAGCGACCCACCGAGGAGGGCGAACCUGUCUUGGAGGUGGGCCGCACCACGCCCAGUUUUGUUAGCGAAGUUACGCAAACGGAUGCGGAUGCCGAAGUGCAGGAAAGUCUUAGUCAACUGCGCGCCGAAUCAGAUGAACUGCUUCAAAGGAUUGAACUGUUCAGCACAGAACGACGCGAAGUGCUGGCAAAGCUGGAGCAACUGCAAACCGAAAAUGCUGCACUGCAGGCACAGCUUGCUCCGAAUCUUUCGCAAGAGCUAAGCUCCAUGCAGCGCUCCUCUGAAGUUGUGGCUGCUUUGGACUGCGGCAAUGCCGCAAAUCUGCUUGAGAACUGUGAGCACGCGCUGGACAAGCUCAGCACAGAGCUGCAGGCAUAUGGCCAGGCGAAUGAGCAACGCGCCAAGCUCAACGCUUGCAAGAAACUUGCCAAGCAGGCAAAGCUAGUGCAUGCCCAGCUUAGCGAGCUGCUGCUCAAGGUGAAGGAGUCGAGCUCGGCAGUGGAAACGGUCACGGUGGUGGAAACAGUGGUGGCUGUUACAGCGCCCAAUGGCAAAGCCUUGGCGGAGUAUGAGCAGCUGACAGCUCAAAAUCUGGAGCUUAAGGCUGCCUUGGCGCGCAUGCAGGCACAGCAGGAAUCGCAGCAGGCUGGCAACUUGGCCAUCACCUCGGAUCAAAGUCAGCAGCUGGUGCAGCAUGAGGAGGAGUUGGCUAAACUGCGUGCCCAGCUCAAGUUCCGCAAGCAGGAGCAACAGCGUCAGCGUCAGCAGCACGAUGCGCAACUGGCUGCCAAGGUGACCGAGCUGGAUGAGCUGCAGUGUCAGUUGGAUGACUAUAAGGCGCGCGCGCUGGAGCUGCAAAGUGACAGCAACCAGUCGGAUGAGCAAUUGGCGCAGUUGCAAACGGAGCAGGAUGCGCUGCAGCAGCAGCUGCUUAAGCAACAAGAGCAGGCGGAAGCGGACAAAGCUCAGCUACGCACUGAGCUGGAGCAAGUGCAGCAAGAGCUGCAUUCGCGGGAGCAGAAGCAACUGCGUCAGCGCAAACAGUUUGAGCUCAAGCUGGCGGCCAAAAACAAAGAAUUCACUGAGCUGGAAUCAGAGCUGAGUGUGCAAUUGGAACGCGCCUGCGUCGCCGAGCGUGAGCUGCAACAUCAGCUGGAACGCACAAAGGAGCAACUGCAGCUGCGCCAGCAAGAACUGAUGGAAGUGGAGCACGAGCGCGCCACGCUUAGCCGCGAGGCAACGAUGCUGCGUCUGCAGCAAGACAGCGCCGAGCAGGAUGUGCUGGAGCUGCAAGAGCUGCGCAUGCAGUCCAUACAGGACAGGACUGAGCUGGAGAAUAUGCGCGCCCAAAUCGAUUCGCUGUGCGCCAAUCACACGCAGGAGCUGCAGGCACUGCAGCAGCGCAUUGCCGAGCUGGACACGCUGGGACAGCAGCAAACCGAUGAAGAAGCGGAAAACAAGCGUCUCACUGCCAAAGUGCGGGAUCUGCAGGAUCAGCUCUCACGACAGCAGCAGUCCGCCUCCGUCGCACUCUUUGAUGCUGCCCCUGAUGAUGAUGAGCCAACAAUCUUUGAUCAGAUAUUAGCAUCCGCACCGGUUGGAUCGUUGGCGUCUGUGUCGCGUCGGCAACAUAAUGUGUCCGACUGGGAGAAGCUCGCCAGGGAUCUGCAAGAGCAGCUGGCGGAAAGUAAUCAAAGUCUGCGUGAGCUCAGACAUCGAGUGCAGCGCGAUGUGGAUCAACAUGAAGCAGCGGAGGAACGUCAACGACUCGCUCAGAUGGAAGCACUCAUCCAACCCGUGGACGCCGGCGCUGCCAGCUUGCAUCAAUUCUUUGCUGCUGCCGAUGCAGCCUUAGCAACGACUAAACAGCAACAGCCACAACUGCAGCUGGGAGCGCAGGAUCAGCCAGUGGAAGAGCCGCUGAUUAGGCCCGAACGCGCUUAUCUGUGUCAGCCCGAGGCGAAUGCUUUGGCCGAACUUCAGUCGCGCUAUGCGGAACUGGAACAACAAAAGAGCGAACUGCAUACCAAGUGCGCCAAGCUAAUGAAGCGUCUUAAAGAGUAUCGCAGCAAGGAGCAAAGUGCCAAGAACUCAGCAGAUGCGGAGCAAAGUGUCAAGAGCUCAGUAGAUGCGGCGCCAAGUACAAAGAGCUCAGCAGAUGCGGAGCAGCUGCAGCAGGCAACGGCAGAACGUGAGCAGCUGUUGAAUCAACUGCAACAGGCCAAUAUGUUGAACAUGCGCCAGGAGGACCAACUGCAGCAAUUGAAAGCAAUCAAGCAGCAGCAGCUGCAGCAUAUUCAGCAGGAGCGGGAGCAAACAGCGGCCGAACGCCAGGAGCUGCUGGAUCAAUUGCAAGAGUCCAAUGCUGUCCAGAUACGCCAGCGGGAGCAACUGCAGCAAAUGCAUGUGCAACUCAAGCAGCAAAAACACGUGAGCAAGGAGCGGGGACAGUCAGCCAGGUCAGAGCUCAAGGAAUUCGAGCAAUUGCAGCAGGAGCAGCAAAGGGAGCUUGAGCGACUAAGGCAAGAAAAUAGGCAAAUGCUGCAGCGUCAAGCGGAGUCAACUCAGCAACAUGCUGGACAGCUGGAGUCACUGCAGCGGGAGCUGAAGUUACAACAACAAGCAUUGCAGCAAAAGCAGUCGGAGCACGCCGAAAAUUUCGAGCAACAGCAGCAGGAGCAGCAACAAAGGGAACAACAGUUGUUGGAGCAACUGCAGCAAUCCCAACUGGAGCUAGAGCAGCAGCGACAAGCACUGGAGCAACUGCAGCAGCAACAACAAGCUAAACAGGAUCAGGAGCAGUCAACGAGAUCGGAACUGCAACAAUUGGAGCAACUGCAGCAGUCACAGCUAUUGGAACUUGAGCAACUGAGACAGCAAAAUGCGGAGCUUCAAAAGCAGGCGCAGCAGCGCGAAGAGGAGACUUCCCAGCAAUAUGCUGGUCAGCUGGAUGCACUGCAACGGGAGUUGCUGCAACAACAGCAAACUGUGCAACAAAAAGAGUCGGAGCAUGCCGAAAAGCUCGAGCAACUGCAGCGCGAGAAGCUACAAAGCGAGCAACAGCUGCUGGAGCAACUGCAGCAAACGCAAGCGGAGCUGGAACGGCAGAAACAAGCGCUGGAGCAACUGCAGCAAACGCAAGCGGAGCUGGAGCGUCAGAAACAAGCGCUGGAGCAACUGCAAGCGCAACAAACUUCUGCGCCAGCUCCAGAUAUGGACGCAUUGAGGCAGCAUUGGGAGGCGCAGAUGGAUCAGCGUUGCAGCGAGGUGGCAAGCAGCUGGCAACAGCAUCUGGCACAGCUGGAGGCAACGCACCAGGCUCAACUGCAGCAGUUGACUGCAGCACAAGCUGUCGAGGUGUCCACUGGGUUGCCCUAUGAAACGCUGCUGGCGAAUCUUGAGUCAGAGAAUGCGGAGUUGGACCACCAGAAAAUCGAAUUGAAUACCAAGCUGGCCAAGCUAAUGAAGCGUCUCAAGGAGUAUCGCGCCAAGGAGCAGCAGCCGCAGCAAAAGCAGCAACAGCAGCAGAGUCAGAGCAGUCCCGAUCUGGAUGGCGCCAUUAUAGAAGAGCUGCGUCAUCAGCUGCAAUUGGUGGAGACGCGUCAAGCGCAAAGCGCCGAGCAACUGCAGCAGGCGGCGACGGAGCGUGAAAAGCUCAUGAAGCGCAUCGAUGUGCUGAGCGCUGGCAAUGAGCGCAUGACGGAGCUUAAGGAACGCCAGGAUAUGGAUGUGCAAAUGUACCAGACACGCAUUCGUGAGCUGCAGGACAAACUGCAGCAGUUGGAGAGCUGGGGCGACGAACCGAGCAGUGUGACGCCCGUUGAAGUUGCUGCGACGACGACUGCGCCAGCAAGUGAUGAUAGGUUGGAGCAAUUGCAGACGGAUAAUCAGGAAUUAUUAAUGGAAUGUCAGGAGCUCAAGGAGCGCCAGGAUACGGAAGCACAGCAGUACCAGAAACGCAUUCGUGAGCUUCAAGCUAAGGUGGAACAGCUGGAGAGCUGGGUCGGUGAGCAAAUCGGCGUUUCGACGGGCACGCAAGUGUCAGAUGACAAGUUGGAGCAAGUGCAGGCAGAGAAUGAGGAAUUGCAUGUGGAAUGCCAGGAGCUAAUCAAACAGAAGCAACAGUUGGAGCAGCAGCUGACACAACUACAGCAGCAACAGGUUAGUCUGGCGAAGGAAACGGAAGUAAACAAGUUUGAAGCUGAGAAGGAGCAAUAUCAACGUAGCUUGGAGCAGGCACAUCAAGAUAAGCAGCAAAUGGAACAGCAGUUGGCCAGUGUGACUAAACAGUAUAAGGAUCAAGAGCAAACCAUUGAGCAGCUGCAGCAUGAGAGGCAGCAAAUUCAGGAACGUGAGCAGCAAGAAAAGGAGCAACUGCAACGCGAGCUGGCGGAUCUGCGAGUCAAUUCAGAGCAGCUGGCAGUCAAUGAUGAAUCUACGGCACUGUUACAGGAGAAGGAGGCCGAGAUAGUGCAUCUGAAGCAGCGUAACCAGGAGCUCAUGCAGGAAAACCAAACCGAGGCGCUGGUGCUGGAGCUGUUGACCAAAAAUCAGGAGCUGCAGAUGUUGCGCAUGCAGGUCAAGCAGCUGGAAGAAGACAAGCUGGAACAUCAAGCUGCGCACAACACGGAACUGCAACUGGAUGCAGUGCAGCAAACUCAGCAAGCGGCCGAAUUGGAGCAGCAACUAAGUCAGCUGCAAGCGGAAAAGCAUGACAUGGAGGAGGAGCUGCGCGUGUUGAAUAACCAUGUGCUGGCCAGUCUGGAACUGGAGGAUAAACUCAAGCAGGCGGUGCUGCAGCUUGAUACGAAGACCAUCGAGAUCAGCGAGUUGCGCAAGAGUGUGGAGACGCUACAACAGCAGCAGCAGCAGCAGCAACAGGUGGCACCUGUGCCUAGUCAAGAUAUGGAGAAGCUGAAUCAGCAAUGGGAAGCUUUGGUAGAGCAGAAAUGCGGUGAGGUUGCCAGCAGCUGGCAGCAGCAUUUAGCGCAGCUGCAGGCAGCACAUCAGCUGGAGCUUGAGCAGCUUAGGGCAACGCAGCCAGCAAUCGAAGUCAAGACGGAGUCGGCGUCCACGUCCACGGCGAAUCCACAACCAAUGGAUGCAAGUAAAUUGCAACAGGCACUUGAAGCGCAGGAAAUGGAAAUAGUCACGCUCAAGGAGCAACUGGCCAUACGCUCAGCGGAAUAUGCGCGUCUUGCUUCCCAGUACGAUCCUUUCCGGCUGCAGGGCACGCGCGGCGGUGCCGCGCCAACUGGAGCCGAUGAUACUCAAGCGGAAUACGUGCCCAAAUCGGAUCUGGACUAUGCAUUAAUGAUGCUGCAUCAACGAGAUAUGCGCGUCGAGGAGAUGAUACUCGAACUGGUUCAACUUCUGGGCGAACGUGAUCAUCUGCAAUUGAAGCUUUCGGAUACGCUGCGGCAGCUCGAAGCUGAGCGCAGUCGACUCGGCGAUGAAGGUGCUACAGGUGGUGUGGGUAACGUCACUGCCUCUUCUUCCUCACCCACUUCGGGUAGUCCAAGCAAAAUCAGUCUUGACAGCAACAGCGAUCUAACAGCAAGUGCAGGCGCCAGCGGCAGUGACCUUAAGCAGAAAUUGGCUGAACUCCAGACGAUAAAACAUUCCAAGGACAAGGCAUUGGUGGAUGAACGCGAGCAGCGGCUGCAGCAGAUGAUGCAGCUGCAAAGAGAUAUGGCCAAGCCAGCCAACGUCUCGUCACAGCCUCCAGAUAUUGAUUCAUUGCAAUCAACGCAGCGUUCACCACAAAUCGGUCUCAUGGACUGGAUAAUGGGAAAAAGCGAAGAGGAAGCGCCUACUAAAUUACAGAACUAGGAACGAUUUAGCGACCUAUUAAAUUUACAACUAACUCUUAUGCAAAUUAGUAUUAGAGUUCAAUAUUAUGUGUACCUUGGAAAUAUAAAAACAAUAGCAUCAAAAGUAACCAUGAGCAGCAUGCAAAUACACUCAAUACUUAUUCCCGACUUGUUAAAAUACAUAAGUUCUAUGUUGUAGAUAUGUAUAAAUGUAAAAACGAAUAAAAAA